AUGAUACAAAUAUCUCAGCAAGAAGCACAGCAGACUCAAAAAGGAAGCAGGCGUUUCAAGAGACUUGAGAACAGGAAUGGGGUCUUUGGUUUGUUGACGGAGAAAGAACGACAGCAGCUACUCCAGACAUACCCUGCACAGCCUUUUCUUGUUCCAGUGACUCAUCCGCCUGAGUAUCCUAAUCCUCAGUUAAUGGACCAUCUCUCCAACUUCCCCUCCCCCUCCAUCUUCCAGGAAUCAAAACCCAAAUUGAAAAAAGUUUUGAAGAAGACUCUGAAUGAGAAGUAUAGAAUUAAGUACCUUCGGCUGCGGAAGACUGUAAAGACUCUGAUCUUUGAGAAUGCAGCUCUCUGCGAUGAAAUUGCUUAUGUAGAGCAGAAAUUCAUCCGGACUAAGGAAGAACGACGGUUCCUAUUAAAAAGGCUAUUGCAGCAUCAGAACAUAACUGAUGGCACUGACCUUGCAGGAACUAUCAGCACUGUGCUUACUCCUCCUAUGUACAAUGUCCCUGGAGGAUCCAAUCAAGUGCCAGGAGUCUCAAACCUUCCUACAACACCCAUUGCCAGUACGUCAGUUGGAGAGGAGGCAGUGGGGAAAAAGUCAAAGAAAGACAAAAAAGACAAAGGAAAAGAUAAUGGCAAAGAUGAUGAUUCGCAGCCUUUACUCCAUGGAUAUCAGUGCUUGAGCUCGUCUUGCUGCCAGGAACGCUAUUAUGAGGGCGAAGAGGAGGGCUGAUUGGAACAUUCUUAUUUCCUCCCCCGACUGAUGGAGAAUGCGGUGUUGCUACAGGAAAGGCUAUUUGAUGAAAUGCAAGCAGGGAGAGUAUCAAUAUUUUCAAAUGAACGUUAUUUGAGUGAUCUAGCACAUGGGAUUAUGAUGGUUACUGAUAUUUCUGCAAUGUGUUAAAGCAUUUGGUCAGUUUGUACUCGCUCAGGGUGCCAGUCUCCAAUCCCAGGAACAUAUCUUGGCCAGUAUUAAACAUUUACAACUGAACUCAGUUAUUGGUCCCUACCUGUUUGAAAUGUGACCAUAUCUUUCUUGAAAGCACCAGGAGAGAUACCUGUGUCUUUAACAUAUGGGAGAAUUGCAGCAGGAGGCAAGCAGCUGUCAGCCAUCCAGUCAAAAUGUUUUGGGGAUGGCCUGGAGAUCUGGAGUGCUGAUUUGAUGACAUUAGGACAUUCCAUGCUGUUGUUUAUUCCUGGUAAAAAAAUUUGGUGGACAUAGGUGGGAUUCCAGAGGUCUCUAGGUUUUAGGAGUCUAAAACUUUUUUGAGGAUCUUGCUGCCGUCAAGUUUUAGCUUACCCUCAGUAUUCCAUUAUGAAAAUAGGAAAUGUUGGAAAUACGCAGCAGCUCUGGCAGCAUCUUUGGAGGAGGAAACUGAGUCAGCGCUUCAGUUCCGUGCCUAUCCUCAGAAUCCGAAACAAUUAGAAAUGAAACUGAUUUUAAGCAAGUACAGAGGCAGGGAAAGGUCAAAGGUGUGGAAAGGAUAAAAGGGAAAGUUUGUUUUGGGAUGAAAGGGAGGAGAGAUUAAAUAACAAAACAGAUGGUGUAGGACAAAAAGAAAUAGUGAUGGGACAAAUAGAAAUGCCUAUAAGCAGAACUAAUAUGAUCAUUAUGCACCACAUCCAGACCCAGAGCAAUGAGAUUGACUGUUAACUACCCUUUGAAAUGUCCCUAACAAGUCACUUAAUUCAAAGGCAAUUAGGAAUGAACAAUGAUUGCUGGCCUUGCCAGCAAUGCCCACGUUCCAUGAAAGAAUUUUGAAAAAAAGGAUAGUGUAAGGAAGUGAAGGACAGAGGUUGGUAUGGAGCAGAGAAUUAAAGUGGCAGAUGGCCAGAAGCUCAAUUUGCGCUUGCAGACUGAACUGAAAUCCUGUAUUCAGUCUCGCCGCAGUAGUGGAAGCCACCUAGUGAGCGCUGAAAUUAAAGAAUCGUUUUAUCUGAUUGGAGUAACAGUUGGAGGGGAGGAGAUGAAAGGGAAGAUGUUGCAUCUUCUGUGUUUUAUGUAAAAUCUGAAUGAGUAGGAGAAGGACUAGAUGAGGCCACUGUAGAGGGAACAGUCUGUUUGAAAUGUUGAAAGUUGUAGGGAGCUGUGUUUGCUGGUGGGAACAUGCUAGAGACGAAGGAAAUAGUCAAGCUCAUGAAAUUGACUGCAAAGUUGUGUGUGAUGAUAGGUAAGGACAGGGAACCCCAUUCUGGCUGUGGGACUAGUGGGAUGGAGGUUGAGAUGAGAAUUCUGUGAAAGGGGAUGGAAAUGGUCAGGGGGCCUGACUAACAUAAGUGGAAGCUGUCAUUGGUCAAGGGUAAAAAGGAAGAUACCUUGGAAGCACUUGUGUAGAAGAUUACAUCGUCACAAUGAAUGAUGGUGAUAAUGGAGGAGGAAUUGCAAAAAUAGAAAUGAGCCCUUAUAGGAGGUAAAAUUUGGAAAGUAUAACAAAGUGUUUCUACUAGCAAUUGAUUGACAGUGUUCUCUGAAAUGGAAGAUGAGGAGGGGAAAGUGAACAAAGUGUAUUGCAUUUAUUGUAGUUCCAGGAUGCCUCAGACAAAUGUUAUAAAAUAAAGUUUGCCACUGAGUCACAUGAGAUAUUAAAUCAGGUGACCAAAAACUUGAUCAAAGAUGUCGAUUUUAAGAGUUGUCUUAAAGGAGAAAAGUGAGGUGGAGAAGUGUCGUGAGGGAAUUGCAGUCCUUAAGGCCCUGGCAAUUGCGGGCACAGUCACCAAUCAUUGGGAAUACACAAGAGGUCAGAAUUUGAGAAUCACAUAGCUCCCCAAGGGUUGACAGUCUGGAGGAGAUUGCACAGACAGGAAGGAGAAGAUUAUGGAGGAACCAUUGCUGAAAAUCUAACCAUGUGAAAACUAGGGAGAGGAGGAAGUUUGAAACAAUAUUGAUUAAAUGCAACAAUUUAGACUGCGAAUGAGAAAGUGACACCAAGAAAAUGAUCAGGGCGGCACAGUGGCUCAGUGGUUAACUCUGCUGCCUCACAGCGCCAGGGACCCAGUCCAAUUCCUGUCUCGAGCAACUGUC
Molecule: messenger RNA, 3024 nt
Organism: Chiloscyllium plagiosum (whitespotted bambooshark)
Lineage: Eukaryota; Metazoa; Chordata; Chondrichthyes; Orectolobiformes; Hemiscylliidae
Source: RefSeq, a predicted model, not a curated record